AUUGUAGAAACGAGCGGUGAAUUAAUGAACUGUGUUCCAUUAUCCAAUUACUGGUAUCUCGCGCGCCAUCAUCAUCUGCACGGUAAUCGGCAUGAUAUCGUCGGUAUCGGAGCUAAUUUUGGCCGCCCUCGGGGUGCUGCUUGUGUUUAACGUGCUGGCGUACGUGAUAAGGUACGUGCGCCAUCGCCCCUCGGAUCGGUUUCCACCGGGACCGCCCCGAGUGCCGCUGCUGGGCAGCUAUCCGUUCCUGUUGGCGCUCAACUACCGCCACCUGCACCGGGCCGCGGCCAAAUUGAGCGAACUAUACGGGAGCAACAUCCUGGGGCUGUAUCUGGGCCCAUUACCGGCCGUCAUCGUAAACGAUCACGCGCUCGUCCGACAGGUUCUUCAUCGAAGCGAGUUCGAGGGGCGUCCGGAUCUGUUCCUGGCACGCCUCCGUGACGAGCAGUACGCACGACGAGGAAUCUUCUUCACCGACGGGGACAGUUGGCGCGACCAGAGAAAGUUCUUUCUCAAAACGCUGCACGAGUACGGGUUCGGGCGGCGAAACGACAACGUGGAGCAGGAUCUGCAGGCCGGGUUGGAAGAGCUGAUCAGCCUGUUGAAGGAGGGACCGAAACACGAUCAUGAAAGGGCGCUACUCAACGCGUCCGGGUAUGCGCUCUGUCCGCAGCUUUUCUUCGCGCUGUUUUCGAACGUCAUGCUGCGCAUGCUCACCGCAUCGCGGCUGGAGCGCGAGGAUCAAGCCGUUCUCUUCGAGGUUGGCGCCAAUUCGCUCGCCUUCCAUCGCCAGGGCGAUGAUUAUGGGCUCGCAUUGAGCUACAUACCCUGGAUACGGCACGUUCUGCCCGGGUUCAGCCGCUACCGAUUGCUGCGGGAGGUGAAUCAGAAGGCUAACGGAGUGAUCAAAUCCCUCGCCGAGCAGUGCGAGAAAACGUACGACGAAAACGACACGCGUUGCUUCAUUGACGCGUACAUUCGUGAAAUUCGGCGCAAUGGCACCAAAGCCACAACGGGCACCGAUUGUUUCGGGUUUGAGUACGACCAACUGGUUAUUGGCUGUGCCGACUUUCUGGUGCCUGCCUUUUCUGCCGUACCGGCCAAACUGGGACUGAUGCUGGAGCGCUUGGUAUCCAAUCCGGAAGUGGUCAAGAGGAUGCUGGAAGAAAUUCAACUUAACGUUGGCCACGUACGGCUACCGCUGCUAGACGAUCGUGCCAAUAUGCCAUACUGCGAAGCAGUUGUUCGUGAAGCACUACGUAUCGAUACUCUGGUGCCGUCCGGAAUCCCACACGUUGCCACAGUGGACACGGAACUCGCAGGAUAUCAGCUUCCGCGGGGGACGCUGGUCAUCAACGGACUGGAUAAAGUGAACCAUCAGGAGGAUAUUUUCGAGAACGCGGAAUCGUUCCGCCCCGAGCGGUUCCUCGAUGUCGAUGGAAAGCUGUGCCUAGCGAAGGACAUGUCACUGCCGUUCGGGGCUGGCAAACGAGUGUGCGCCGGGGAAACGUUCGCACGCAACGCACUCUUUCUCACGGUGACGACGCUGGUGCAGCAGUUCGAGUUCUGCACGGAGUGCCCACCGGAACCGAAGCAUCACCUUACCGGUGUCAUUCGCACAACACCCGAUUAUAGAAUUAAGUUUUCGUGCUUUUACUCUCUUCGAACCAUCCGACACGGAACCGGUUCAGUAACCAGUGAGAUGUUCAUAACGACGAGCGUGCUCCUCUGGGGCACCGUGUGCUCGCUGCUGCUCUACUACUUCUAUCGCUCGACGUUUAACAGACCGGCCAAAUUUCCACCGGGGCCACCGCGGUUACCGUUUCUUGGGGACUAUGGCACGCUUUUGCUGAUCAACAAUCGCCACCUGCAUAAGGCAGCUACGGCACUCUGCAAUUUCUACCGUACCAAGCUGCUUGGCGUGUCGCUCGUGAAUUUUCCGGCGGUCGUCGUUAACGAUCUGGCCUUAGCACGUGAAGUGUUGAAUCGCAAGGAGUUCGACGGGCGGCCCGAUUUGUACUUGGCCCGGAUGCGCGACAAAAACUUCAAUCUUCGCGGCAUCUUCUUCACGGACGGUCCGAACUGGAAGGAGCAACGGUGGUUCAUACUGCGUUACCUUCGCGAUUACGGAUUCGGUCGCAGGUUUCCCGCGCACGAAGCGGAAGUGAACAGUGAACUGUUGAAUUUGAUCGACGUGCUAAAGCACGGGCCCAAGUUUGAGCACGAAAAGAGUGUUAUGAAAGACGGUUAUGUGAAGUGUCCCAACAUUCUGUUUGCACCCUUUGCGAGCGCGUUUCUACAAAUCGUGACGGGCGAACGGUUUACGCGUGAAGAAUCUGGCAUUUUGUACGAAACUGGCAAAAAUGCAAUGGUUUUCCAACGGAAGGGAGAUGACUAUGGAACGAUUCUCAGCUACUUCCCGUGGACGCGCUUUAUUUACCCUAUUUCACGAAAAUAUGAGGCUAUUCGCAAUGCCUCAUUGGCCGUGAAUAACUUUAUUGAUUCGAUCAUCAACAAGUAUCAGAGCUCGUACGAUGAAAACCACAUCCGCUGCUUUCUGGACCUGUACUUCCAGGAGAUGAAGAAGACCACCCCAAAGGAGGCAAAUGAGUUCACCUUCCAGCCCGAUCAGAUGGUGCUCGGUUUGGUAGACUUCUUCUUUCCUGCUAUCUCUGGAGCAACCACACAGGUUGCGAUGCUUCUGGAACGACUCCUUCACAACCCGCACGUGGUUGAGCGGAUGCAGCAGGAAAUCGACCAAGUUGUCGGUCAGGGACGCCUACCAACGCUGGACGAUCGCCCGUACCUUUCCUUCACGGAGGCAACCCUUCGCGAAGGCAUGCGAAUCGAUACACUGGUCCCGUCCGGUGUUGCGCAUCGGGCGCAAAGUGAUACCACACUUCAAGGGUACGAAUUACCGAAGGAUUGCUUCCUCCUCAUCGGCAUGGAUGCGAUGCACAACCAGAAGGAGUACUGGGGCGAUCCGGAAACAUUCCGCCCCGAACGGUUCCUCGACGAUGCCGGAAAGCUGUGCUUAGCGAAGGACAUGUCCCUGCCGUUUGGGGCUGGCAAACGAUUGUGCGCGGGUGAAACGUUCGCCAGAAACAUCAUGUUUCUAACGCUUGCCGCCCUCAUGCAGAAUUUUAACCUACGGCAACCUCCAUCCGACCGUCUGCCGGAUUUAUCGAAACGAUCAACGGGUGUCAUCAUAUCGCCCGCAGAUUACUGGCUGCGCUUUGAACCAAGAUAAAUUAUCCGGCUAUCGAUAUUCGGUUGUAAUACGUUGCUUUGUGUGAUGACAAUACUAUGAAGAUGUUCUGAUCUAAAAUAUGCAUUCAAGUGUCAAGUAGAUAUGCGGUUAAAUCGACAGAUA
Molecule: messenger RNA, 3373 nt
Organism: Anopheles bellator
Lineage: Eukaryota; Metazoa; Arthropoda; Insecta; Diptera; Culicidae
Exons: 8
Coding region: 92-3250 (1052 amino acids)
Molecular function (GO): monooxygenase activity; oxidoreductase activity, acting on paired donors, with incorporation or reduction of molecular oxygen; heme binding
Source: RefSeq, a predicted model, not a curated record